AUGAUGCUAGAUUCUGUUUCUGUUGCAGGUGACAUAUGUGUGACUGAGUGUGGAAAAGGCUUCUUCAAUGAUGACAUGUUUAGAGAAUGUGAACCUUGCCAUAGGAGCUGCAAAACCUGUGUUGGGUAUAGCUACAAGAACUGCACUGAGUGCAGAAAAGAUUUCCUGCUGUCUAAUGGACAGUGCCUGAAUCCAAGAAAUUAUCAACCCAUUGGGAAAUUCUGGGAUGAUACAACCUGUGUUGAAACGUGCCCAGAUGGAUAUUAUGCUGACAGCGACGAGGGAUGGUGUUCCCCAUGCCACAGUGCCUGUGCCACCUGCAGUGGAAAACACAGCUCGCAGUGCCUUUCCUGCAAACCGGGCUGGUACAGACAAGGAAAAGGAUGUGUAAACCAAUGUCCAUCAGGCUAUUUUGCACAAAACUCCACUGGAUCAUGUGAGCGAUGCCACAAGGGCUGUAAGGAGUGUAUGGGGCCUCAACAAACAGACUGCCUUUUCUGUGAUACAUUUUUCUACCUGUUGCGCUCCAAGAACCAAUGUGUUAGCUCUUGUCCUGAAUAUUACUAUGAAAACAAGGAUAACAAUAUCUGUGAAAGAUGCCACCCAUUCUGUCGAACUUGUACAGGGAAGGAAGCAUUCAGCUGCACAUCUUGUGUAUGGAGCUACAGUUUGUUAGGUGGAAUGUGCAACUCAGACUGUUUUGUAGGUAGCUACAAAGUCGAAGAUGCAUCAGGACAAGAGGAGGAUGAGCCCAAGUGUGAGAGCUGUGACAGCACGUGCACAGAGUGCAAGGGACCCGGACCUCUCAACUGCACCAUCUGCCCAGCCGGCGUGCAGCUCUACCUUGAGCAAGGCCGCUGCCUGCCCUGCUGCAGGGACCCCGACCCAGAAGCCAUCCCGGAGUGCUGUGACUGCAGCGAAACGCAAGAUGAUUGUGUAUUGCGGACCACUCAACCACCUGCAAGCAAAAGCAAAACUUCUUUCUUUGUCAUUACGUCAAUUUUGCUUCUCCUUGUCAUUGGAGCCAUUGUAGUCAUCUGGAGAAAAUCAAAAUCCAAAAGACAAGCUGCCAUGAAAGGUGGAUAUGAGAAGCUGACAAAUCACUCCAAAGUCCUUCCUUCCUACAUGAGCAACUACCAUGAGACCACGAGCUAUCAGGAAGAUCAAGUGAUUGAGUACAGAGAUCGAGACGUUGAAGACGAUGAUGAAGAUGAUAUUGUAUAUAUGGGCCAGGAUGGCACAGUGUAUCGUAAAUUUAAAUAUGGACUUUUGGAGGACGACGAAGAAGAUGAGCUUGAAUAUGACGAUGAAAGUUAUUCAUUUAGAUAA
Molecule: messenger RNA, 1329 nt
Organism: Oxyura jamaicensis (ruddy duck)
Lineage: Eukaryota; Metazoa; Chordata; Aves; Anseriformes; Anatidae
Product: proprotein convertase subtilisin/kexin type 5-like
Exons: 6
Coding region: 1-1329 (442 amino acids)
Source: RefSeq, a predicted model, not a curated record